Molecule: messenger RNA, 3961 nt
Organism: Fulmarus glacialis (Northern fulmar)
Lineage: Eukaryota; Metazoa; Chordata; Aves; Procellariiformes; Procellariidae
Product: G-protein coupled receptor 98-like
Exons: 15
Biological process (GO): negative regulation of adenylate cyclase activity; cell communication
Cellular component (GO): membrane
Molecular function (GO): G protein-coupled receptor activity
Source: RefSeq, a predicted model, not a curated record
AUGAGGAAAAUUAUAAUUUCCUUCUCAGGCCCAGGAAUCGUGAGAAUUGGAGCAGGAAUCAAUGGCAGCAGUAGGUACAUGGGGCUAAUGCAGGACGUAAGGCUUUAUGAGCGUAAACUGACACGAGCAGAGAUCUAUGAACUCCACGCAACUCCUGCGAAGAGUGAUGUCCACCCUGUCUCUGGGUAUUUGGAGUAUCGGCAAGGAGAGACCAAUAAAUCAUUCAUUGUGUCUGCAAAGGAUGACAAAGAGGAAGAAGGAGAGGAGUUAUUCAUCCUAAAGCUCAUUUCUGUGCGUGGUGGAGCUCGAAUUUCACAAGAAAAUACCACAGCAAGAUUAAGAAUACAGAAAAGUGAUAAUGCUAAUGGUUUAUUUGGCUUCACUGGAGCAUGUAUUCCUGAGACUGCCGAUGAGGGUUCCACAAUAUCCUGUGUCGUGGAGCGCACAAGGGGAGCCCUAGACUAUGUGUAUAUAAAUUACAUUAUCUCACAGGUUGAUUCCACGGGCAUUAAUUACCCUGUUACUGAUUUUUCUAACAGCACUGGCACUAUCACAUUCCUUCCUUGGCAGAGAUCAGAGUCUAGCAGCAUGGAUGAGGCCUGCCUUAUUCUAUCUAGUGGCAGAAAAGGGCUGGUAUACCCUUUUGCUCCACUGCUGUGUGGUCCAAUUUAUUGUCUACGUACGGAGGAGUUAAUGGGCAUGGCCCUAAGAAACAGAUUGGGAGCUGUUGCUCGUCAGGUCUUAAAUUUGCAUGUUAUUGAUGAUGACAUUCCGGAGCUAAAUGAAUAUUUUCAUGUGACAUUAGUCUCUGCAGUGUCUGGAGAUGGAAAACUAGGUUCAACUCCUACCAGUGGAGCAAGUAUAGAUCCAGAAAAGGAAACUACUGAUAUCAGCAUCAAAGCCAGUGACCACCCGUAUGGUCUGCUACAGUUCUCUGUGGGGCCACUUCCUCAGCCAGGUGAUGAAAUGAUUCUGCCAGUCUCUGCUGUGCCCCAUAUUACAAUUAAAGAAGAAGUUGGACACAUCAGAUUACUGGUAGUUCGUGCACAAGGCCUUCUUGGAACAGUUCUGGUGGAAUACAGAACAGUGCCACUUACAGCUUUCAGUCCUAAAGAUUAUCAGGCUGUUGUGGGCACGCUGGAAUUUCAGCCAGGAGAAAGAUACAAGUACAUUAUUGUUAACAUCACUGAUAAUUCUAUUCCUGAAUUAGAAAAAACUUUUAAAGUGGAGCUGUUGAACCCAGAGGGAGGAGUUGCUGAGCUCUUUAGAAAUGAUGGCAGUGGUAGUGGUGAUGGGAACAUGGAUUUCUUCCUUCCAACUGUCCAUCAACAUGCUAGCUUGGGAAUUGCGUCCCACAUCUUUGUGACUAUUGAGGCUUCUGAUGAUGCUCAUGGUGUGUUUGAGUUCAGUACUGAGUCACUCUCGGUAAAUGGAACUGAGCCUGAAGAUGGAGAUAGCAAUAUUGUGCUGCAGGUUGUGAGAACGCAUGGGGCCUUGUCGCAAGUAACACUGCAUUGGAUCAUAGUCUGUGAUCUUACCAAAGACCUGAUCUCUACAGAUGGGAAUGUAACAUUUGAUGUUGGCCAAGCGAGAGCAAAUAUUACAGUACAGGUUUCUCCUGAUGAAGUUCCUGAAUUGGAUAAGGUGUUUUCAGUUUUGAUCAUCAAUGUCUCCAGUGGUCAUCUUGGAAAUCAUACUAAUGCAACAUUAACUGUUUUAGCUAAUGAUGAUCCAUAUGGAGUCUUCAUCUUUUCUGAGCAAAACAGACCAAUAAAAGUUGAGGAAGAAACAAAAAAUAUCUCCCUGACAAUAAUAAGGCGUGGUGGUCUCCUCGGUACAGUGAUGGUAACAUACAGAACUAUUGGCGAUGAUGAAAAGUCACCCUUUCUUCCUUCUGAUGUUGUUAGAGCAAUAGAGGGAAAAGAUUAUAUACCCAUUACAGGUUACAUGAUCUUCACAGCCAAUGAAAGUGAGGCCGCAAUAUUUUUGCCUAUUUUGGAUGAUGAUGAUCCUGAGAGGUCAGAAUCUGUUUUUGUGGAGCUAAGCAGUAUUGUUUUGAUCGAGAAAGUACAGGAUCGGCCAAUUGUAAAUUCUCCUCGACUUGGAUUAGUGGGUGAGACAAUAGCUCAUGUAAUUAUCAAUGCCAAUGAUGAUGCUUUUGGAACACUUCAGCUUUCAGCUUUAACUGUGCGAGUUGCUGAAAAUUAUGUUGGACCAAUCAUUAAUGUGACCAGAACUGGGGGAAUAUUUGCAGACGUUUCUGUGAAAUUUAAAGCUAUGCCAAUAACUGCAACAGCUGGCGAAGACUACAGCGUAGCCUCAUCAGAUGUUGUCUUACUAGAAGGAGAAACAAGUAAAGCUGUGCCAAUUUAUAUAAUUAAUGAUAUCAAUCCCGAAGUUGAGGAGUCGUUUUAUGUUCAGCUGCUGAAUCAAACAACAGGAGGAGCCUUGCUUGGAUCUUUGACUAGGGCAAUCAUAACUAUUGAGGCUUCUGAUGACCCGUUUGGAUCCUUUGUUUUUCAGAUUACCGAAUUCACUGUGGAGGAGCCUGAAUUGGGAUCAGUAACCAUAAAUCUGCCAAUAAUUCGCAAUGCUGGGACACUCGGUAAUGUUACUGUUCAGUGGGUUGCUACCAUUAAUGGACGUCCUGCUGACGCUGACUUGCAGGUCGCCUGGGGUAAUAUUACUUUUGCCCCUGGGGAAGCCGUUCAGAUGUUGCUGUUGGAAAUCCUGGCUGAUGAUGUUCCGGAAAUAGAAGAAAUUGUCCAUGUAGAAUUAACUCAGGCCUCCAAUGGUGGUGCUAUUGGGUUAGAUGGCGUGGCAAAUAUUAUAAUACCUGCCAAUGAUAAUCCUUAUGGCACAGUUUUCUUUCAUCAAUCCCUAUAUCGAAUUCAGGAGCCACUAGAAAGAAAUUUGCUUGCAAAUAUAACAGUCAGGCGAAGUGGGGGAAGGUUUGGUCAGCUGCAGAUAUUUUACAGCACUUCUGAGACAGACGUCGUAGCUCUCGCCGUUGAGCAAGGUCAAGAUAUCUUUGCCUGUUACGAGUCUCCUGUACCAGGAAUUCCUGACCAACCAUCCAAGACCAGAGUGAACGUGUCGGCAGCAGGUGACCCCCUGUAUGCCUGUGCAACUCAGUGCCUAAAAGAACAAGCGUGUUCAGCCUUUACAUUUUCCAGUGCCUCUGAGAUUCCUCUCUGCCUUUGGCUGACAGAGAUCAGCCCCUUAACUAACACUUCAGGAUUCUGGACCUACAAGAAAAACAUCACCAGUGCGUUCGCUCUCUUUAGCACCCAAGCCAUUGCUGGCAGCGAUUUUGAAUCUGUUACAAGACAGUGGGCCGUAAUGCAGGAGGGGGAAGAGUUUGCAAAUCUCACGGUUACCAUACUCCCUGACAGUCUGCCAGAGUUGGAUGAGAAAUUCACUAUAUCCCUUUUGAAAGUUGAACUAAUGAACAUCUCAGCCAGCUUAAAAAAUCAACCAACUAUAGGACAGCCGAAUACUUCCACAGUUAUCAUAAUGAUGAAUGGAGAUGCGUUUGGAGUAUUUAAGAUCUACAGCAUAAGUCCCAAUGCGACAGAGAAAGGUCUGUAUAUUGAAGUAGAAGAAUGUCCUCAGACCACCGUGCAGCUAAUGAUACAUAGGACAGAAGGCAGCCUGGGACAGGUGACGGUGGAAUGGCGUGUUGUUGGUGGAACUGCUACCCCACACGUGGAUUUUAUAGGUGUUGGUGAGGUUCUGGUGUUUGCUGAAGGGGAAACAAAAAAGAUGGUCACGCUGACCAUUUUAGAUGAUCCAGAGCCAGAGGAUAAUGAAAGUAUCGUAAUCAGCCUCGUCCAUACUGACGGAGGGAGUCGGAUUCUGCCCAGUUUUGACACUGUCACAGUGAUUAUUCUGGCAAGUGACAAUGUGGCAGGAAUUAUUAGCUUCCAGACAGCCUCAAGAUCUGUUAUUGGUCAUGAAG